UUUUUCACCGCCAUACCAUCUGUCAAUGUGACUAGCAAUAAUUUUAGACAUUUUUGUAGAAAAAAAUCUUAGUUUUUAUCGACAAUUCAGUUACAAAUAUCCAGGCAAUCGCAUACAAAGUACGUGAACGAAUCGAAAUAAUUUGAAAUAAAUUUGUUAUCAUUACCGCAAAUCGCCUCUGUUUAGAAAUGUCUCAACCAAUGGAUGAACAAACAACACCACAGAAAUUAUUUGGAGGAUGUGAGGGUCCUGAUGCUAUGUAUGUUAAGCUUAUAUCAUCAGAUGGACACGAAUUUAUUGUUAAGCGUGAGCAUGCAUUGACAUCGGGCACCAUAAAGGCUAUGCUGUCCGGUCCCGGCCAAUUUGCUGAAAAUGAAGCCAACGAAGUGAAUUUUAGGGAAAUUCCAUCUCAUGUGUUGAAGAAAGUCUGCAUGUACUUCACAUAUAAGGUGCGCUACACAAACAGCUCUACCGAAAUUCCAGAAUUUCCAAUUGCACCCGAAAUCGCCUUGGAAUUGCUGAUGGCCGCUAAUUUUUUGGACUGUUAAUUUUGUCAUCAAAUUGGAAAAAACUCAAAACAAAAACAAAAAAAAUCCCCCAAGAAUGCUGUGGUGUAUAAUAUUUUAUUAAAUUAAUUUUUCUUUUUAUUAAUUAUUUUCUCGUUUAAUGACUGAACGUGUGCAAAUGUGGUUACACGAAAUGUUGCAUGAAAGUUUUUUUUUUUUUAGAGAGCAAUCAACUAAAUAUUUUGUAAAAUGCAGAGAGAGAAACUUAAAAGUUUUGGCUUUUGGUCAGAGAAUUUUUUUUAAUUAUUAUUUCCUUCAGAAAAAACCGUUAUUUGUGCGCCUUGAAUAUUUUUUAGAAAAAAAAGAGAACUCAAUUAACUCCUACAGGAAAUUGUGAUCAGAUCUGAAGAGCAACUAAACUUAACUUUUAUGUAACUCG
This is a messenger RNA of Bradysia coprophila, 945 nucleotides long. Its product is annotated as transcription elongation factor elongin C. Gene Ontology annotation, biological process: ubiquitin-dependent protein catabolic process. The record is from RefSeq and is a predicted model, not a curated record. Lineage: Eukaryota; Metazoa; Arthropoda; Insecta; Diptera; Sciaridae.